UUUUCAGCUGGAUUCUCCUCCCUUCUCCUUCCUCCCUCGCUCUCACUUCUCUCCUCAGUUUCCCAUUAGCGGCUGGCUCUCCACAGCGCAGCAUCUAUCCACGGUAGCUUCUCUCCGAGGGCGGGAGGGGGAGGAGAAGUGCCGGCGUGAGGUGUGAGCGCUAACCGGGGACGAGAGCUUGAAGCUGAUGGUACGGGAGCAGGAUCAUUGUCCCCCCCCCCGCCUACCCCUGAUGCCAUGGAGCUGCACCGCUGGGUCCACACAUGCACCGCUGGAGCUUUAUAGAGAGAUAAAGAGUUCUAAAGAGACGAGAGAAAGGAGUUUGACAGACAGUGAAUGAGGAGGAGAGGAAAGCUGCAGGCAAAUGAUCCAGGAUUUUGGGAGAAGAGAGGGGGUUGUUUGGAUGACUUGAAGCCAGACAAGAGGCUACUUCCCUGGGGGCUGCAGAUGCAUAGACAAGCCCCUCUUUUUAUUCAGCACUGGCCCGUGUAUUGAGGAGUGGAGCCUUCUUUAAAGAAGUGGAUCUCAAAGAAGACAGAAUGGACUCAAUGAGUUUCUGCAUUGAACUUUUAACAGAAAAAUCUGCUUAACUUGCAUGUUAAGUUGGAUGGCUUCAUCUUCUAUCUCUGACCAUGCAACCUCCUUCUCCUUUGGAUUUAGUUUUAAACAUUCUGCAGAAUUUCUCUUUUUAAAGCUUCUCUGUUGCAGUUCCUUUGAAUGCUUUAGCAGAAGAAAGAAAGCCUGACAUAUGAACGGAUCUGUGUUGCCUUUAAGUCUCCUGCUGCAGUGACAUCUGACAGUCAUCCAGCUAAUCUUCUCGCCUUUAACCACCAAAUCAACAAAGGAUUUCCUUUUUAAAAAAGCACCUUCUGGACAGUUCUCCUCUUGCAGCAAAGAGUGGCGUCAGCCCUUGCCCUGCUCUUUUACUUAUUUAUUUUUUUCUUCAUCUCUUGGCGAAAGGGGGGAAACUUCCCUUCGCUGGCACCCUCCCUCCUGUGGAAAUGGCUUUCCUGGUCCGUUGCUAUGCCAACUGCUUGCAGCCGUGGUCCUCCAAACUUCCUGCUGACCUCAAUAAGAUGCACCUAACAGACCACGCCCACCAGCAGGUGAUGCACAUGCCUCCCAGCCAAUCAGGAUGCAGCAUCGCCAGCGAUUCGGGGAGCAGCAGCCUGUCAGACAUUUACCAGGCCACAGAGAGCGAACUGGGCGAUGUGGACCUGUCUGGACUUCCAGAGGCUGCAGUGGACAGCGAGGAAGAGGAGGAGGAAGAUGAGGAUCUGGAGAGAGCUUCAGACACUCUUCUGGGCCGAGAUCUGGUCCGAGAGUGUCUGGAAAAAGAUCCAGCCGACCGCAAUGACGACGACAUCGAGCAACUGCUGGAGUUCAUGCACCAGCUGCCUGCCUUCGCCAACAUGACCAUGUCUGUGAGGAGGGACCUGUGCAGCGUCAUGGUGUUUGAGGUGGUGGAGCAGGCUGGAACAGUCAUACUGCACGACAAACAGGAGCUGGAUCUCUGGUAUGUGAUCCUGAAUGGAGCAGUUGAGAUCAGCCAUCCUGACGGAAGAACAGAAAGUCUUUGUAUGGGCAACAGCUUUGGCAUCUCACCCUCGCUGGACAAACAGUACAUGAACGGAGAAGUUCGCACAAAGGGGGACGACUGCCAGUUCGUCUGCAUCGCCCAGGAGGACUACUGGCGCAUCCUCAACCAUGUGGAGAAGAACACGCACAAGGUGGAGGAGGAAGGGGAGAUCGUGAUGGUGAAGGAGCACCGUGAACUUGAUCGCAGCGGGACCAGGAAGGGACACAUUGUCAUCAAGGGAACCCCGGAGCGUCUGAUCAUGCAUCUGGUGGAGGAGCCGUCGGUGGUGGACCCCACCUACAUCGAAGACUUUCUGCUGACCUACAGGACCUUCCUGUCGAGUCCCAUGGAGGUUGGCAAGAAGCUGCUGGAGUGGUUCCAGGUGGACAGCUUCCGAGACACGGUGACUAGAAUAGUGCUGCUGUGGGUCAACAACCACUUCAAUGACUUUGAGGGCGACCCUGCUAUGACACGCUUCCUGGAGGAUUUUGAGAAACAUCUAGAGGCCACAAAAAUGAAAGGCCAUUUGAGGCUGCUGAACAUAGCCUGUGCGGCCAAGGCUAAGUGGAGGCAGAUCACUCUGCAGAAGGCGUCCAGGGAGUCGCCGCUCUACUUCAGCGUGCAGGGAGGCAGCGAGAGAGGAUUCGGCAUCUUUGUUGAGUCGGUGGAAGAAGGAAGCAAAGCUGCAGAGGCCGGACUCAAACGGGGAGAUCAGAUCAUGGAAAUCAAUGGCCAGAACUUCGAAAAUAUCUCCUUCUCCAAAGCUCUUGACAUCCUGAGGAACAACACCCAUCUUUCCCUCACUGUCAAAACUAACAUAUUUGUCUUCAAAGAACUCCUCAGCAGGAUCGUGCACGAGAAGAAGAACGGCGGCCCUCACAUCCCCAAGAUCCAGGAGAAAAAAGGCAAUCGCUUCUCCAUCCCCGACCUUCCUGGAGACAUGGAGUUCCCCACGGACCACAAGAGCACCCGGAAAAUGAAGGCCAACACUGUGUCUGGAGGACGCAACAAGAUCAGGAAGAUGCUGGAGAAGACGCGCUUUAGCAUACUGCCACCAAAACCAUUCAGUGAUGGUGGCAUGGGUCAGUCUCAGGAUGACAGCAUCGUGGGCACCAAGCAGUGUCGUCACAGCGUCGCCAUCAUGCCGAUUCCUGGAAACCUCUCAUCCAGCAGCCCGGACCUGCUGCAGCCGGCGACCAGCGUCCUCGACUUCUCCAACCCUGCAGCCCUGGGACUGUACUAUAUCCCAGACCAGGUUAUCCGGGUGUUCAAGGCCGACCAGCAGAGCUGCUACAUCAUCAUCAGUAAGGACACUACUGCCAAAGAUGUCGUCGCCCACACUGUCAAUGAGUUCAGUCUCAUCGCAGCACCAGAAACCUACUCCCUGUGCGAGGUAUCUGUCAGCCCGGAGGGAGUCAUAAAGCAGCGCCGCCUUCCCGACCAGCUCUCCAAACUGGCUGAUCGGAUUCAGCUCAACGGCAGGUACUACCUGAAAAACAACAUGGAGACGGAGACGUUGUGUUCGGAUGAGGACGCCCAGGACCUCCUCAGAGAGAGUCAGAUCUCGCUGCUGCAGCUCAGCACCAUGGAGGUCGCUGCCCAGCUCUCCAUGAGAGACUUUGAACUCUUCAGGAACAUCGAGUCCACAGAGUACGUGGAUGACUUGUUCAAGCUGGACUCCUCUAUAGGAAGCGGCAACCUGAAGCAGUUUGAGGAGGUGAUAAACCAGGAGACCUUCUGGGUGGCCACAGAGAUCCUGAAGGAGCCCAACGCCCUGAAAAGGAUGAAGACCAUCAAACACUUCAUCAAAAUCGCACUGCACUGCAGAGAGUGCAAGAACUUCAACUCCAUGUUCGCUAUUAUCAGCGGGCUGAACUUGGCACCGGUGGCUCGACUGCGGAGCUCGUGGGAGAAAUUGCCCAGUAAGUACGAGAAGCUGUUUGGGGACCUGCAGGACGUCUUCGACCCGUCCAGGAACAUGGCCAAGUACCGCAACGUGCUGAGCAGCCAGAGCAUGCAGCCACCCAUCAUCCCGCUGUUCCCGGUGGUCAAGAAGGACCUCACCUUCUUACACGAAGGCAACGACUCCAGUGUUGAUGGUCUUGUGAACUUUGAGAAGCUGAGGAUGAUCGCCAAGGAGAUCAGACACGUGGUGCGAAUGACUUCAGCCAACAUGGAUCCUGCUCUAAUGUUCAGACAGAGGAAGAAGAGGUGGAAGAGUUUAGGGUCUUUGAGUCAAGGCAGCACCAACUCCAACAUGCUGGACGUGCAGGGUGGAGCCCAUAAGAAGCGAGUGCGUCGCAGCUCGCUUCUCAACGCUAAGAAGCUGUAUGAAGACGCUCAGAUGGCCAGAAAGGUGAAGCAGUAUCUUUCUAACCUCACGGUGGAGACGGAUGAGGAGAAACACCAGAUUAUGUCCCUGCAGUGUGAGCCGGCUUACAACACCCUGUCUAAGAACUUGAGUGAGAGGCGAUCCACCAAGUCGGACAUGUCUCCAGUGUCUCUGCGGUCGGCUCUACCGACUGGAAAAACACAAAACAGGGUGUCACAAGUCCUUCAGGUCCAGGUCCCACUGAACCCUCUACGAAAGAAGAGCACUGCCAAGGACAUCGGCACACCCAACUCUAACUCUCCCCAGGUGGUGAAGAAGCCUCCAGUGAACUCAUCAGAGGACUGGAGCAGCAAGAGACCAUCUGAUGACACCGUCUCCACCAUCUCCUCCCUUCACUCCAGCCCCACGGUGUCGCCUCAGGGCUCCCCACGCAAAGUGGGAGGCGUGGCAAAGUCCCAGAACUCCAGCCAGAUGAACUUGUCAGGAUCUUCGUCAUCUCUGACCAGCGACGCCAGCACAAAGGCCGGCACCGUCAGCCUGCGCAGCUAUGGCAUAGGUUAUGCCCUCCUGCCAGCUGGUAAAGCAGACAACCUGUCGGACUCGAGCCACAGCGAGAUCUCCUCCCGCUCCAGUAUCUGUUCGGUGGACUCGGUGCCGGCUCCGGGGCUCGAGGAACGAUGUAAUAGCAGCAACAGGACCUGUACUGCUACUGCCUCUAUUACUUCUACAACUACUGCUACCACGGCUGCUGCGGUUGCUGAGAGCACGGCGGCGAUGAAUGCACAUUUAAAUGCUGAUUACAGCCAACCCAGCACAAGUAAUUUUUCAUCGUCUGCUCGAGGACACGUAACUCGAGCCUCCACCUUCACCUCCUCCGUAUCGACCGAGGAGCUGACCCCGGACCACACGUCUCUGGACUCGGUGGCCGACAGCGGCCGUGGCAGCUGGACGUCCUGCUCCUCCAAUUCCCACGACUCCUUCCAGAGCCUCCCCGCCUCCUCCUGCCGGCCCUGGGACCACGGCAUCCACGGCCACCCGCUGGCUCUGCCGCACACGCACCUGGGCGGCUUCAAGCACACGCAGCUGACCAGGCCCAUAGCGGAGGUGGAGGCGGCCGGCCCGGCGUGGGCCAGCGAGGACGGCUGCAAGCAGCGCUCCAGAGACUCCAGCUCAGAUCUGUCCAAUCAGUCGCGGCAGAGCUGGGCGUCGUCCAGCUCGCUGUCGGACACCUAUGAGGGGAAUUACAGCACGAUAAAGCGGCGAAACACCUCGGAGCACCCCUCCUCGCCGGCCAACGAGGAAGGAGGGCAAAGCACAGACCCUGCCUACAAAACGGUGACAUCAAGCACAGAGAAGGGCCUGAUAGUGUACUGUGUCACCUCCCCCGCCAAGGAUGAGCGUUACCGAGCUCCCCCUCCCACCCCUCCAGGCUACCAGGGUCUGGCUCUGGGGGAUCUCGGCCUCACAGACGGAGUAGUAGGUGGGCCAGGAGGUCUCCUCCCGAGGCCUCCACACCUGAAACCUCCGGACUACAGCGUGGCCCUGCAGAGGAGCAAACUCCUGCAGAGCCCCGGAGCGGCUGGCGGUCUGGCCGAGGCUCGGAGGCUCGCCGGUGCCCUUCACCUCCAACACCAAGACGCCCGGACUGCCGGCUCCACGCAGGGCCACUCCAGACCGCCCAGCAUCUGCCUCCCACCACAGGACCUGGCUGACAGUGAGGAUGAUGAACAAGUGUCAGCGGUGUAGAGGCGGCGACGUCACACACUCGCAUUCUCACACACGGACCAAGUCGUGUACAUCAGGCUUCUGAUUGGACUAGCAGCCUGUCGUCAUCACAUGUCAGAGCACAUUCUUCUCUAAGCCCCGCCCACAGCCCCGUGUGACGCGCCUGAACCUGACCGACGGGUCACAUGACCUCUCGCCGCCUCCCAGGACUCACUCUGUCAGCUGUUUUUAAACCCAUUUCACAAGAUAGAGAAGAAAAAAACAGAAAGAUUUUAGAUACUUUUUAAAAACUCCUGAACAGUCGGUGUGAUGGAAUCAUAUCGCAGCAGACGUACGUCGAAAAAAAUUCAUUAAAAACUGAAGGAAAGAGUGACAAUAACGAUGCCUCGUCAGAAGGAGUCACCGGAAACAGACCACCACGUACCUCCAUGUUUUGCGCUUCGAGCUCUCUCGUCUAAAGGCGCUGAAUAUUGUUUUCACAGUCUAAGAUGUUGUACAGAGAUUUUUUUCCUGCUUUUAUUCUUUUGUAAAAUGAUUUUUCUCCUUCUUCUUUUCAGUUGCAUCUCUGAGCUUUGCAAAGUUUUCCUGUGAGAAUUGUGAGGAGGAGCAGACAAAGGGACAGAAAGUUGUAGUCACGGGUGCUUGUGGGAGAUUUUUUUUUGUUAUUGUUUCAUUUUAGUGUUUGCUUAAAAGAAGAUGAAUGUAGAUGAACAAGAAAAACCUUUUUUGAGUUCUUUACGAGCCUCUAUUGAACCCUGGCACUGAUAGAUUUGCUUAAACACCACAAACUAAACCAAAUGCACACAAAAAACAGCUACAGUACUCACACUUUUGACUGGACUGGAGGUCAGAAAAGCCCUCAGGAGCCACUAAUGAGCCCUUUUGCCAUACUUUCCACUUCCUGUAGGUGGUGGAUGGAAAGAGAAAUUACACUCUGGUAGCAACGGAAAGCACGUCUGUUUGUGUUUAGCACUUAUUGUACUUUGCUUAGCUUUAUAGAAAAAAAUGACAAACAGCAUCUCUCAGGCAGUUCUGGGUGUCUCCUCGUCGCCCUCUUCACCACCACCACCACCACCCGCCUCUCUUAUUGCUUGCUCGGUCUGAUGUGAGGUACUUUAGCGGCAUGCUGCCUCCUGGAUGUUCUAUAAAACCUGUAUUGUAACUUGUUUUUAAUGAGCUGAAGAACAAAUGCCUUGCUGCUGCUUCCCGUAGAGUAAAAACGCGUGUUGUUAUUUUAUUACAGCAGCUAUAAUCAAACGAUAAAUUAGCACUGUGUGGCGACAGUGUGCAUGCAUACACACACACACACACACACACACACACACACACACACACACACACACACACACACACACACACACACA
Molecule: messenger RNA, 7000 nt
Organism: Amphiprion ocellaris (clown anemonefish)
Lineage: Eukaryota; Metazoa; Chordata; Actinopteri; Pomacentridae
Gene: rapgef6
Product: Rap guanine nucleotide exchange factor (GEF) 6
Exons: 27
Coding region: 1002-5657 (1551 amino acids)
Biological process (GO): positive regulation of GTPase activity; Ras protein signal transduction; positive regulation of ERK1 and ERK2 cascade
Cellular component (GO): apical plasma membrane; plasma membrane; endocytic vesicle
Molecular function (GO): protein binding; guanyl-nucleotide exchange factor activity
Source: RefSeq, a predicted model, not a curated record